Molecule: messenger RNA, 3657 nt
Organism: Ornithorhynchus anatinus (platypus)
Lineage: Eukaryota; Metazoa; Chordata; Mammalia; Monotremata; Ornithorhynchidae
Product: collagen alpha-1(I) chain-like
Exons: 5
Coding region: 1-3657 (1218 amino acids)
Biological process (GO): axoneme assembly; photoreceptor cell development; retina development in camera-type eye
Cellular component (GO): axoneme
Source: RefSeq, a predicted model, not a curated record
AUGACCUUCUUCUCGAGCAGGGACCUCCGGGGCGGGGCCUUGCCCCUGUCCUCCCACCCCCGGCCCGGCCGGACGCUGGGCUCCCUGCCGGGGGGCUUGUCCCCCCAACUGCCCCCGGUCCCGGGCGCGCCCCGGGGCCUGUCGCCACUCCGGCCCCCGGCGCAGCCGGAGGCGUGGGGUCGCCCCCUCUUCGACGACCGGGGUCCGGCCCGGGCCGGUGGCGCCAGGGCGGGACCCCGGGAGAGCGGUCAGCGGGACCCCGGAGGGCGGGGGGCGCCGGGGAAGGGCGGGGACCCCGGCGUCCGGAGGGGUGGGACCGGGGCGCAGAGAAGCCCCCAGACCCGUAAGGGCCCCCCCGAGCAGCCCCGGCUCCCGCUGAAGCCGCCCCCCAGGACCGGCCGGAGGACGGGCCACGACGGCCCGCGCCGGUCCAGGCGGCUCGGGGGGAUCCACGCCACGGGGGACCCCGAGGCCGGGGCGCCGGGCGGGCGGGGAAGGGCCGGGGACGGCCCGGGGGUCUCCUCGGAGGAGGCGGGGGGCCGGCCGGUCCCGCGGGGGCCCGGGCCUGGCUACCAACUCUGGACCAACCCCCUCUUCGCCCCCGAGCGCCCGGCGCCCCGCCACCCGGCCCACUUCUCCUCGCCUUGCUCCUCCCCGUCCUCGUCGUCCCUGGGGGGCGGUGAGCGGCCCCCCCGGGACCGGCUGGCCCCCGGCGCGGCGGGAGAAGAGGAGGAGGAGGAGGAGGAGGAGGAGCGGUCUCCAGGGGAGAUGGGCCGGGGGCGCGGGGGCUGGGGUUCCUCGGGCGACCUUCCCCACGCCCCCCGACUCCUCCGCUCCUCCCUGGGCAGCGGCAGCCCCGGCGGCUCCCCGGUGGAGGAGGACCGCGGGAGCUCCCCCGUGGAAGUGGUCCACCAGUGGCUCAGCAAGAUCCCCGCGGCGCCCCUGCCCCUCGGCUGGGAGCUGGGGGCGGGGGCCGCGCAGGCCCCGGGGGACGGAGAAGGGACCGAGCCCGAAGGGUCGACGGCCUGGGGGCCGCCCGUGGCCGCCCGUCCCAGUCCCGAGGUCCCCGCCUGGGCCGCCCCGGCUGGAUCGGGGACCCCCUGGGGCCCCGGGAAGACCCCGGACCGGCCCGACCCACCGGGGGCGGCGCGGUCCGGCCCCGGGGCGGGAGGCCCGGGCCGGGCCAGCAGCCUGCCCGAGGUGUCCCCGGCCAUGGGCAGAAAACUCCGGUGCUCCUUGCAGGCUCUGGUCACCUGCCUGGCCCAGCUCCGGCUCUUUGGCCCCGAGACCUCGGGCUCGGGCUCGGGCCCGGGCCUGGCCGCGGCCGGCUACCAGGAGCUGCUGGGCGCCCUGCAGGGGCUGGGGCUCGGGGGCCGCCUGGAGGGGGUGACCCCCCGGCGGGCCGAGCCCCCCAAGGCGCCCCGGGGAGACCCCUCACACCCGUCCACCAACGGGGAAGGGUCCCCGGUGUCGUCGUCGGGCGUGGACGUCCGCAGCGGGUCCGGCGGGUCCGGGGAAGGCAGCCUGGCUGGACGGCCGGACGGCCCCGGGGGGUGCGGGGAGACGGGGGGCUGCAGCCCCCCGAACCCCGACCCAGGGCCCGCCCCCAGCCAGGCCGAGGGAGGCGGGAACGGGCCCAGGUCGGGAAGGGGCCUUCGCCGGGGGCCGGAGGACGAGCAAGAGACCCUGGGCGGGGAGACUGAGGCCGCAGAGAUAGGAGACGGAGGCGGGGAAGAGAUCCAGGUAGCUGGAGACGAGGAGCCUGGAGACAGGAACAGUGGAGAGGGAGACAAGGACGAAAUGUCGGACCGAGAGACUGGAGGCGAAGAGGAGGAAGAGGCGCCGGACGAGGAGACUGGAGCUGGAGACCCAGGAGAGAGAGACAGGGAAGAGAUGCUGGACCAGGAAGCCGGAGCGGGACAGACAGGAGAAGGAGACAGGGAAGAGACGCCGGAUCAAGAGACAGGAGCCGUAGAGACAGGAGAGAGAGAUAGGGAACAGACGCUGGACCAAGAGACUGAAGGCCAGGAGUCCCCGGCCAAGGAGACCGGACGGGCAGGAGAGGGAGACGGGGAAGAGACGCUGGACCAGGAGGCUGGAACCGGGGAGACGGCAGAAGGUCAUAGGGAAGAGAGCCUGGACCGGGAGUCUGGAGUUGGACAGAUAGGAGAGGGAGACAGGGAAGAGGUGCCGGACCAAGAGACAAGAGCCGUGGAGACAGGAGAGGGAGAGAGGGAAGAGACGCUGGAUCAAGAGAGUGAAGGCCAGGAGUCCCCGGCCAAGGAGACCGGACGGGCAGGAGAGGGAGACGGGGAAGAGACGCUGGACCAGGAGGCUGGAACCGGGGAGACGGCAGAAGGUCAUAGGGAAGAGAGCCUGGACCGGGAGUCUGGAGCUGGACAGAUAGGAGAGGGAGACAGGGAAGAGAUGCCGGACCAAGAGACAAGAGCCGUGGAGACAGGAGAGGGAGAGAGGGAAGAGACGCUGGAUCAAGAGAGUGAAGGCCAGGAGUCCCCGGCCGGGGAGGCUGGAGCUGGACGGGCGGGAGAGGGAGAUAGGGACGAGAUGCUGGACCAAGAGACUGGAGCUGGGCAGACGGGAGAGGGAGACAGGGAAGAGAUGCGGGACCCAGAGGCCGCAGGCCAGGAAUCCCUGGCCGAGGAGACUGGAGCUGGACGGGCAGGAGAGGGAGAGAGGGAGGACACGCUGGACCAGGAAGCCGGACCCGGGGACAGUGGAGAGGGAGCCGGGGAAGAGGAAGGCAUUCCUCCGGGAGCCGUCCAGCGGAAGGAGCGAGCCCGGGCCCCGGACCUCGGCCGGACCCUGCGCCUGCUGCGCAAGGUGGAGAGGGAGUUGGUGGCGCGCCACGCCCGGGCCGCGGCCGACCGGGCGGCCCGCUGGGGUCCGGGCCCGGCCCGGCGACUGGCCGGGACGGUGGGCGAGCUGCGGCGCGACCUGAGCCGGAGGCUGCGGGCCGCCGUCCGCGGGGAGGUCCGCAAGCUCCGGGGCCGAGCGGGGAGGCCGGAGCCGCCGCCCGCCCCGCCCGUCGCCACCCCGCCCACCCUGCCCAUCCUCCCGGCCCCCGCCACCGUCCAGGCCUCGCCGCGGACGGAGCCGCGACGGGGGAGCCUCCGGAGCCCCGAGGAGGAGGAGGAGGAGGAGGAGGAAGAGCCGGACCUGGGAGGUCCCGGGGACCCUGGGGAGAGGGCAAGGGGCCAGUGCAGCUCCAGCAGUGGGGAGGAGGAAGGGCCCGGAGGAGGAGGAGGCCGUGGAAGGAGGCUCGAAGGGGAGGACAGUCCCGGGGACUCCUCCCAUGACAGCCUCUCCUUGCGGUCCAGCUCAGCCCGCAGCGUGGCCUCUCCCCCGGGCCCCGGCCCCCGCCCCCCCCUCUACUCCCGGACUCCCGGAGGAAGGGCCGGAGAGAAAGGGUCGGGGGGGGACGGGCGGGACCCCGGCCUCGGUGGGGCCGAGCCCGGUGGGGGUCCCGACCUCCGAAGCGCCACCUCCUCUUCCUCCUCCCGCCAAGGGGACGGAGUCCCUCCGGACCCCGGGUUCCACUCGACCGGCCCCCUUGCUGGGAUCGGGGAGCAGUCCCGGGGGAGCCCCCUCCCUGAAAAAGCAGCCGCUGUGUUUGACCAGGGCGAUUUGGACUUCUAG